UCGGCGGUCAGUGAGCGAUUUAGUCCGAACGGUCCGGUGGUGGCACAUUUCAAAGCUGAACUCAUUCCCCGUAUGGAAGGGUAGCGUUGGAACGUGAAAUGGACCUAAGUGUGCGGAUUAAAAGUUGUGUUUUCGUGUGAGGCAGGUAGUGCUGAAAGUUUAUGCUAUCAAGGGGUGAUCGUUGUACAUCGAUUGUCCUGGCGGAAAUGCAAACUCAAUUGGAAAAUGAAUGCACACAUAUGGUUCCGUCGUUCGCUGGGACUAACAGUGAACGCAGUACAGUUUCAGUGUAAAAAACCGUGUGCUGUUUAACCGACGAAACUUAGUUUCAUUAAUACUUCAAUGUGACAGAAAUCGUUACAAGUUUUUAAAUAAUAUAUGAUGACCUAUGGGAAGCUGUCUUUUCUAAACCUACCACUAUUGAUGGGAAAUAUUACUGUCACAACCGUUGACAUGACAUGGUGGCGUGUCGGAUAAAAUAAAGACAGUGGUAAUUUCAUUUCGAAGGUUAAUGAUAAAGCUUUUGGGAAGAGUUCUUCGAACUAAACGAUACUACAAAUCAUUGCUCACAGUUGGCUUUUAAAACUGAAACGACAUACUAGCAGCCAGCUUCAAAUCUACAACCAUAGCAUUCAUCAGUCAUCUCCGUUCUGCAGCUAAGUGCACUUGUUCCUGUUUCUGGAUUACGUUUCAUCCGCAAAUGCAUUACCGAGGAUAUUUUUAUGAACAAAUGUGAAAGCCUGUGGAUUAAGUGAACUGGGAAUUCCCCUAUAAGUGAAUUUGAUAAAUGAUCAUGAUGAGGUCAUUUCAGUUCAAUAACGUUAUAUGUAUGGCGAAGUGUUGUCUAAUGAAGUAUAAUAUAUCGAUGAUUUAUCAAUAUCAACCAAGCAAUAAAACACAGUGUUAAGAAAGUUAUAUCGACAAAAAUAACAAUGGCAUCUCAGACACCGUCGGCACCUGGUAGUGGAAGCAAUAUUCCAAGUAGCUCCGGCAGUAAUUCCUCCCUAACUAAUGUACAUUCGGAUGAACGAUUGGUGGUCGCUGUAAGGAUACGACCACUCAACGAUGGUAACGAGCCAAACUGUGUGCAGGUGGCGUCAUACCGGACAUUGCUGUUCGACGAAGGAAACAGGAACAAGCCAAAAAAGUACAACUACGACCACGUGUUUGGCGAAAAAUCCACUCAGGAGGAGGUGUACGAAACGACCACUGCUUCCCUCGUGCAGGACGUGUUGAAUGGCUACAAUGCGGCGGUGUUUGCCUACGGAGCCACGGGAUCCGGAAAGACUCACACCAUGCUGGGACCAAACCCAAAGAGGGCGGCAGUUGUUUCCGAGCAGGGAGACACCACCGUCGGCACCGCCAAAUCCCAGCAGGAUAGUGGUUUGAUGAUCAAAGCUGUGGCGGAUAUAUUCAAAUUUAUCGAAGCCUCCGAGAAUCCAGAUAACUUUAAGAUUUCACUAUCAUAUUUAGAAAUUUACAAUGAGUUAAUUAGAGAUUUGCUCAAUCCAGGUGGUCCACUAGAAUUACGUGAGGACAAUAAAGGUAACCAACUGGUAACUGGACUCUCAGAAAUAUCUACCACUUCCCGACAUGAAGUCAUCCAGUUACUGAUUAAGGGUAAUAGGGCACGAACAGUGGAGCCGACCGCAGCCAAUCAAACCUCUUCGCGUAGCCAUGCUCUACUCAGCAUCACUGUGCUCAACCAGACACCUAUUGGAACAAAACAAGGCCGUCUAUUCUUAACGGAUCUAGCCGGGUCAGAACGAGCUCGUAAAACAAAGAACCGUGGUAAACGUCUUCAAGAAGGAGCCCACAUAAACCGCAGCUUACUUGCGCUUGGGAAUUGUAUCAACGCCCUAGCGGGCGGUGCACGCUAUGUCAAUUACCGCGACUCCAAGCUAACAAGGUUACUUAAAGAGGCUCUUAGUGGUCGCUGCAAGACGGUAAUGAUCGCACACGUAGCACCAGAAGCAAAACACCGAGACGAAACUAAAAACACAUUAGUUUAUGCAGAUCGAGCCAAUCACAUUACAACUCGCUUACAAAACCCUACGAUCCUAGAAGAAAACCGCGAACUUCCGAUCGCACAUUAUCAAGGCAUGGUUGCCGAACUACGCGAAGAGGUUAGCAGAUUGAAGAGCAAAAUGCUAUCAGAUCGUCCACGGAGCGGAGCUGCUCUUCAGCGACAGCAACGGCCGGAACAGGAAAACUCAUCCGAGGAACAGCAGAAAAAAGUUGAACUGAAAUACCUUCGGGAGCAAAUUGUGCAAACAUUCAAGCAACAGAUGAGACUUCGUCGGAGACUUCUGGAAGCGGACAGUCAUCUGCUGGGUUUGGAGCUGGAUUCAGAGCGCCAGCACAUGGUUAUAUCACACUGGCAGAGUCGGCAAGGCAAGUUGUACGAUCGGAUGGAUGAAGAUGAUGAUUCUGAUUCCGAGGGAAAUUCUGCUUUGAGAUCUGCUUGGAAUGAGCUCUCCGCUAUAGAGAAGGAGGUGAAAAGAUAUCGUGAGAUACGGGUUACUACUGAAAAUGAUUUGGAAGAAUGCAGAAAAAGGGGCGUAGCAUUAGAAGAUGAACUUCCGGAGAGAAUCAGCAGUGACGAAGAAAGGGAACUAUUGUCUUUGUUAUGUAGAGUACACGAAUUGGAAGCGGAUAAGGUCUCCCUACAAGCGGAACGCUUAGCUCGACAAGCGGAACUCAGACGAAGAGAUUUACAGUUGUUAAGAGCAGAACGUCAGAGACGCUUAUGCGAGGAUAUCAUUAGCACACAACGCAGAAUCAUAGAAGAAGGAAAAGUUGAACUUCCAGAUGACCUUCGAGAAUUGUAUGCACUAUAUCAGCAAGAGAUUCACGCCAGUACUUACAACAGUGGACUCUACACAGCUAGUCGCGACUAUUACGACAGCAAGUUGCCUCCAAUUCCCCUCCGAGAGCGAGGCAUGACCUCACCCGGCAGUUCUAGUUCGAGCUCCGAUUGGUCCCCGUCGCCCUUACCUCCGAUUGAUGCGGAAGGCAACCUUAUUAAUCCGGAUCGAGUGAUGGGUCCGCCUGUGGGACCAAAGCUUCCGUCGAUCAACCGUUUGCGCAGCAGCUAUGGCAGCACCCAGAGCACAUCGAGCGAUGAUUGAAGAAUAUUUGGAUGAUUUAUCUGACUCGCAAAAUAUCUCUCUAAAGCUUUAAAUUGAACCAUCAAUGGCAUUUAAAUCUGAUAUCUCGGCUUAUAAAUGGUGGCGAAAAAUUGAUGACACUACACGUGGAAACAAAACGUCCAUUAAAUCAUGUACUUAUAUGGCUUUAUAAAUCUGUGAACUUUUUUCAAUUAUAGCCGUGAUUGUUACACUUUGAACAAACUAAUGUUGCUACCAGAUAGAAUGAAACUAUUAUUUCAGUAGACCUACUGCAUGUUUGUGGCUAAAACGCAUUAUCGUUAGUAAAAACUAAACUAUAACGUCAGUUGAAUACAUUUUGUAAGUAUAUAUACUGCACAUGAUCGCAUAUCAGUCCCAUAUGAAAAAACUUCGAAUGGAGAAAAUGAGGAACAAACAUCAAGCCUACUUGUCCUAUCCAGAAAAUAACCGCAUAUGAAUCCCAUUAUCAUAGAAAAAGGGACUCAUAUGCGGUCAUUUUUCAUCUGGAACGAACUGGCUUGAUUUCUUUUUUCGACUUUUUAUGAACAAACAUGCCUAUUUUACAGCUGCAUUUGAUAAUACUAUGAUGUAAAUGACCGUUACAGGUGCUAACUCGAAAACGACGAAAAUUCAUAUGGGACUGAUAUGCGAUCAUAGGCAGUAUAGUCCCCUUGACUCCCUAUUUGGCUAUCUUGUAUCCCCUUACUCGCAUAUCAAUCCAAUACUGUUUUCCGCAUACUGAGAUAACAGCCAUUGAAGUUUCAAAUCGCAUCUUCCAUAUAAAACUUUCAAAAAUCUUAUAAAUUGCAUCAUCUUCGGAUCUUGUUGAAAUUCUGCUGAGUGAUGGCUCUCCCAGACCUCAGCGAUUCCAUCGCCGCGACGGCAACAACUCAACUAGUCGCCGCGAUUCUAUCGUUGGAUCGCAGCAGGCAAUGUUUCAUUUACGCUUACAUACCAACGGCGACAUAAUCGUAGUCGCCAAGCGGAUGGAACGAUUUGAUUUAGUAUAAUUGAAACAAUGUUUAGUUCUGUGCAAUCAGGUUAUGCCAAUUCCUGAUUAGAUUACUAAUUAGGAAGGAACCCUGCCAUGAAGGGAACUUUCAAUAUGCUAAAAUUUGGAUAAUGAAAGGGAUGGGAAAUAAGUAAAAAAUAAUUCACUUAAAUGAUAAAAUCACACAAUUCAUCAGUUUUUGUUUAGUUUUUUGGAAAAAAAAAAGAAUAUUAUAUUACUUCCUAAUGAAACCAUCAAAUUAUAAAAUUUAAUUAGGGAAGAGGGGAAAUAGGAAAAAAAU
Messenger RNA from Armigeres subalbatus, 4423 nucleotides. It is a transcript of the gene Kif19A, whose product is annotated as kinesin-like protein KIF19. Gene Ontology annotation, biological process: microtubule-based movement. Gene Ontology annotation, molecular function: microtubule motor activity; microtubule binding; ATP binding. Bases 933 to 3131 code for a protein of 732 amino acids. The record is from RefSeq and is a predicted model, not a curated record. Lineage: Eukaryota; Metazoa; Arthropoda; Insecta; Diptera; Culicidae. The transcript has 10 exons.